Molecule: messenger RNA, 1956 nt
Organism: Porites lobata
Lineage: Eukaryota; Metazoa; Cnidaria; Anthozoa; Scleractinia; Poritidae
Source: the annotation of a GenBank genome assembly
AUGAGAUUUUGUUUCCUGAUCGGUUGUCUUGUAGCAGUGUGCAUAAUCCCACACUUGACGUUUUCCGCCAAUCAGUCGGUAAGGGUACAUAUUAACGUUCUACUGUGCAGCGAAUGAAUGCGAAAGUUAAAGCUGUUUUCCUUUUUUUUGCCUACAUUUCUCUCGCUCAACAAUGUUGAACAGACUCUCAGUCAAAGUAGUCAGAGGGAGUAUUACACUGUAAUUCAUACUGCUUGAAGCGCUGAUAAACUUAAAGAGUUCGGCUCUUGGUUUCAAGUAUAUAGAUCACUUUGACUUUUAUUGCCGGGGUCUUGUGACAGUUUUGGGAAAAGGACUACAAGGAAGUCCUACAAUCACGGGUUCUUUGAAAGUGAUUUGGAUCUUUAUUGGCCAGUUUACAGCCAUACUGACGAAAAUAAUUUGAAACUGCGCACGCCACAAGGUGUGAAACCAGUCCUGGCGAAACUUAGCCGUGCAAUUAGAAUGACGCAAUAGGUAUGUUACAAUUUGAAAUGAAGUUAUGAUGACACCUCUGGACAUAUUUGCUAAAGUCACCCUGUCAAACAAAAUCCAGUUUGUAACGCCUAAUUAGCGACAGGACACCAAAGGACCACAGGAAACCCAAUAAAUCGUAAGUGACUUAAUUGUAUGUAUAUAAAUUGCUUUGAAGACACAGAAUUCAAGUCACAUGUGCUGUGGAGUACCAGGGGUCCCAGGUGUUCCCGGUCUCAAUGGAAAAGAUGGGGCUAGAGGAGAGCAAGGAUAUGUGGGAGCACCUGGAAAAAAGGGUCCUAUGGGACCACCAGGGAAGGCUGGAGGAAAAGGACCUCAGGGGGACAAAGGCGACCAGGGAAAGCAAGGACCUGUGGGAACCCCUGGGAAGAAUGGUCUCAAGGGGUCUCCUGGUACGACUGGAGUAAAAGGCUCUCAAGGAGAUAAAGGCGAUCGAGGCCCCUCUGGUAUUGUCCCUCAAAGAAACUGGAAACAGUGCUCGUGGAAACCUUUGAAUGAUGACAGGGACAAUGGCUUGAUAAAGGCAAAAGCUAACCUUAGGUGGGUUACUAUACUGUCAAAUUGACACUUUUUUCUCUAAUCUGUAUGAUAAUAAUUAUAAUUUAUAUUUCGUGGCGGAUAACUGCUACACAUUCCUUUUUGCGCUACUCUUUUUCACUAACAUUUAAAAAUGUAAAAUAAAUAAAUAAGCCAAGUAAAGCGUAUGCCAUCAAUAAAUACGGAGAAUUGUGUUUGGACGGUUGUUUAAAGCAUUGCUGUUAACCCCAAGCCCCUAGCUACAAUCGUCAUCAUCAUCAUCAUCUUCAAACCAUUGAAUCGUUACAUUUUAUCUAAAUCUUUAAAACGACGAAAAUUAUAACUUUCAUAAUAAACAUUGUCAUAAAAUCUGAAAAACAUUUCUCAUAUUCAGCAUGCUAAUUUUUCUUGUUAUUCUUAAAGGAAUGCCAUUUUGUCAAGAAGGCCAAUAAUACAGCUUUGAAGGUCGAGUUUGAUGGCGAUUUCAGGAUUUGUUGCUGCGUGGGCUGUUGUAAGCGUUGGUUUUUCACUUUCAAUGGUGCUGAAUGUUCCAAACCAAACACAAUCGAUGCAGUUGAUGCUAUUGUUAGUCAUCUCAGGAACAAAGAUAUCAACAUUCACAAGCACAGUCAGAUUGGAGGAUACUGUGAGGGGAUUGGCAAAGGAACCGUGCGAGUUGGUUUGGCGGUGGGAGACUGCGGUCAUGGUUACAAGAGCGGUUCUGAUGCCUACACUGGGUACAUCUCCACCAGCCGCAUCCUCAUUGAGGAGGUACCACCACCCCAGUAGCUACAGAACUACGUGGUGUCUCCAUAAAGCAGCUGAUCAUGAAGAAGCCAUCGAAUGCAGUGAAGAAUUUGGAUGCUUUAGUUUAGUUUGCUUCUUGGUUGCUGAUUAAAAUCUGACAGGGAAAGUUAAAUAAAAUGC